AUGGACACCGACAGCGCUUUGAAGUCGGAAAAGACGGCAACUCGAGCAGAGUCGGUCGAGCUCGCAGAGUCGCAAACAUGGGACAUGCACUCCACCAAAACGCUCUUGAGGAAGCUUGAUUGGCACAUCAUCCCGUUCAUGUCGCUGAUCUACCUAUUAUGCUUUUUAGAUCGGACGAACAUCGGGAACGCCCGACUCGACCACCUCGAGCAGGACCUGAAUUUGCAUGGAAUUCAAUACAAUGAUUGCCUGGCGGUUCUGUUCCCAUUCUAUAUCGCGGCCGAAAUUCCGAGCAACAUGAUGAUGAAACGCCUCAGGCCUUCCAUCUGGCUCACCUUCAUCAUGGUUUGCUGGUCGGCGGCAAUGAUUGGACAAGGGUUCGUCAAGGACUAUUCAGGGCUCAUGGCCACUCGAGUAGUUCUAGGGAUAUUCGAGGGAGGCCUGUUUCCCGGAGUCAACUACUACAUCACGCAGUGGUACUGCCGACACGAGUGCGGCUUCAGAAUGGCACUAUUCUUCUCGGCCGCAACAUUGGCUGGUGCCUUUGGUGGUAUUCUUGCGCGAGGCAUUGCAGAGAUGCAUGGUGUUGGGGGCCUUUCCGCAUGGGCAUGGAUCUUCAUCUUGGAAGGAAUUCUGAGCAUUUUGGUCUCGUUCACUGCCUAUUGGGCUAUUUACGACUACCCGGCCACCGCUCGAUUUCUUAGUGAAAAGGAACGCACAGAGGUCCAAAGACGGCUUCAAGAAGACUCGGGACAUUUGUCCAACGAAUUCGACAUCAAGUACGUGUGGCAGGCUAUCAAAGACUGGAAGAUCUAUAUCCACAUGCUUAUUUGCAUGGCCGGCUUCUGCCCCAUCUACUCGAUUGCGCUCUUCCUGCCGACUAUCAUCAAGAACAUGGGUUACACAUCAAACAAUGCGCAGUUGAUGAGCGUUCCUCCAUACGUUUGCGCCUGCUUCUUUACCAUCAUUGCGAGUUGGUAUGCCGAUAGAAUCAGGCAGCGCGGGGUGUUCCUCCUGGGCUUUCAGCUGGUUGGUAUCUUAGGAUUCUCCCUUUUGGUGGCUACCAGGAACUCCACUGCACAGUACGCUGGGACCGUCUUCGCAGCCAUUGGAAUUUAUCCCCAAAUUCCCCUUGGUAUGGCAUGGAACAGCAGCAACAUUGGCGGCAGUCUUAAAAGAGGAACGGGCAUUGCAAUGCAGGUGAUGGGUGGUAACUGUGGCGGCAUCAUCGCCUCCUAUGUCUACCUCUCUCGAGACGGGCCGCGAUACACUACUGGACACAGCAUUCUCAUCGGUUUUGUCAGUAUGGCAUUCUUCUUGACUUUAUUCAUGACGACUUGGUGCCGUCGCGAGAACGCUCGCCGAGACCUUGUUGCCAGGGAAGCUGGCGUACAGGAGCUGACGGAAGAGCAAAAGACGAUGGAGGCAGAACUGGCCGACAACGUGCCUUGGUUUCGGUACACGAUUUGA
Colletotrichum gloeosporioides is the source of this 1470-nucleotide messenger RNA. Its product is annotated as putative transporter. The record is from RefSeq and is a predicted model, not a curated record. The transcript is spliced from 5 exons. Lineage: Eukaryota; Fungi; Ascomycota; Sordariomycetes; Glomerellales; Glomerellaceae. Gene Ontology annotation, cellular component: membrane. Gene Ontology annotation, molecular function: transmembrane transporter activity. The coding region runs from base 1 to 1470 and encodes 489 amino acids. Gene Ontology annotation, biological process: transmembrane transport.